AUGAAGUGCUCACUUCUGUCCGCUGCUCUCGCAGCCUCGAGCUUCCUCAGCACCUCCUCGGCAAUCUCCAUCCUGCUGGGCAACGACGACGGCUUUGGGAGUGCCCAAAUCCGAGAAUUCUACCGCUUGUUGAAGGAGAGCGGGCAUGAAGUCGUCAUGGUAGCCCCGGCUGACAACGAGAGCGGCCAAGGCGGUCGAUCUGUCUUCACAACCAACAAGUCGCUCGCUGUCAACUCGGAGUUCGACCUCAUCCCAGCUGGUGCCCCGUCGCUGGGCCGUGAUCCUAACGAUGUGGACAUCUGGUACUACAACGGCACGCCGGCUGCAUGCACCUUUGUUGCGCUCGACUACGUGCUUCCCAGCUUCUACUCCAAUCGGUCCAUUGACCUCUUCGUGGCAGGACCUAACUUCGGCUUGAACCAAGGCUACUUUCUGUACACCCUCUCCGGGACCAUUGGUGCGACAUAUGCGGCUAUCCAGCGAAAUAUCCCAGGGAUUGCGUUCUCUGGAGGCAACAGUGAACAGCGUUCCUACACGUGGAUCAACAAAACCACAGCAUCUGGCUACCCGGACCCGGCCACGAUUCAGGCCCAGCUGGCCACCAACAUUGUCAACCAGCUCGUCAAUAGCUCCCAGCCUGGUCGACCUCUUAUGCCUAUCGGCUAUGGUCUCAAUGUCAAUACCCCGGUCAUCACGUCGCUGACCAAUGACUCGUGCGUCAACCCGCCCUUCAUCCAGACGCGGAUGGGUGGCGGUGCCACGACCGACAAAGCGGUAUACAACGCAACCACGGGACUCUUCACGUAUCAGAAUCUGAUCACCGACGGCAAUAACGUGUGCAUCAACGGCAACUGCGCUCUGCCCGGCGAGACCCCCGUCGUGGACAAUGGGUGUUACGGCUCCGUGUCUGUCUUCUCGGUCGACUACGACGCUCCCAUGGGUCCCGCGCAGCACGGGAUCCGCGCGGCGUUGCAGCCGUUGGUGGCGUACGAGAACCCCGACGCGAAGAUGAUGGUGAAGGCGAGAGACUCCAUGAGCAGGGAGGAAGCUGCUGCGCGACAUCCUCUUCGCCAAGCAUGA
Molecule: messenger RNA, 1080 nt
Organism: Cladophialophora immunda
Lineage: Eukaryota; Fungi; Ascomycota; Eurotiomycetes; Chaetothyriales; Herpotrichiellaceae
Product: 5'/3'-nucleotidase SurE
Exons: 4
Coding region: 1-1080 (359 amino acids)
Molecular function (GO): nucleotidase activity
Source: RefSeq, a predicted model, not a curated record